Molecule: messenger RNA, 3171 nt
Organism: Myxocyprinus asiaticus (Chinese sucker)
Lineage: Eukaryota; Metazoa; Chordata; Actinopteri; Cypriniformes; Catostomidae
Gene: recql
Product: RecQ helicase-like
Exons: 15
Coding region: 172-2595 (807 amino acids)
Biological process (GO): double-strand break repair via homologous recombination
Cellular component (GO): chromosome; cytoplasm
Molecular function (GO): four-way junction helicase activity; nucleic acid binding; ATP binding
Source: RefSeq, a predicted model, not a curated record
CUGGAGCCCCUGUAUUUUCUCAGGCCUGUGAUUUGUCGUUUCCCUGAUCAAUGGUCGCGUGGGGCAACGAGGACUUCAUCUGGUGCAAACAAGAGAAAGUGAAAACGGAGCAGACUUCUGAGCACUCAAAAGUUUCAUUUCAGUUGUGACCUUGAAGAAUAACUGCAUAAAAUGGCCAAUGACAUUGAUGAAGCUCAGGCAGAGCUGGACUCCGUGGAGGCAGAGUUGGAGAUGGUAGCACUUCAGAUCUCUGAGCUGCUGGAGAAACAGGAGAAGCUGAACUGCAGGAAGAACAAACUUCUCAAGAUCCUGGAGGGAGACUGCAGCUCCGCCCAGCCCUCAGGAUCCAGCAAAGCUCCUAAACCUUCCAAACCCUCUUUUAGCAAACAGGACCUAAAGCACUAUGAAGAGUCAGAUUUCUCCUGGUCAGAAGAAGUUCAGGAGAAGCUGGUGAGUGUAUUCAAGCUCUCCAAAUUUCGGCCACUGCAACUAGCAGCUAUUAAUCUCAGCAUGUCAGGGAAAGACCUGUUCCUGGUAAUGCCCACCGGACGAGGGAAAAGUCUGUGUUACCAGCUGCCAGCCCUCUGCUCUAAGGGUUUUACAUUAGUUAUCGCUCCCCUGGUGUCUCUGAUGGAAGAUCAACUGAUGUAUCUGAAGUCCAUUAAUGUCUCUGCAGUUACUUUAAAUGCCUCCAGUACAAAGGAGGAAUCCAAGUGGAUCCUGGCAGGCAUGUUGGAUAAAAACAGCCCCUUCAAAUUGCUGUAUGUAACCCCGGAGAAAAUCGCCAAGAGCAAGAUGCUGAUGUCAAAACUGGAGAAGGCCUACAACAUGGGUCUACUGGCACGCAUCGCUGUGGAUGAAGUUCACUGUUGCAGUCAAUGGGGGCAUGACUUCAGGCCAGAUUACAAGCUCCUGGGGAUUCUGAAGCGGCAGUUCUCAAAGGUUCCAUUGGUCGGAUUGACUGCCACGGCGACCAGCAACGUUCUUAAAGAUUGCCAGAAGAUUUUGUGUGUUCAAGAGCCCAUCACUCUGACAGCACCGUUCAACAGAGUAAACCUUUAUUAUGAGGUUCGUUUUAAAGAUAAUGAGGACUGUAUAGAUGAGAUUGCAGCAUUAAUCAGGGGAAGAUACAAAAACCAGUCAGGAAUUGUGUAUGUAUUCUCCCAGAAGGAUGCAGAAGUUGUGGCUACCGACCUGCAGAAGAGGGAUAUUGUUGCUCAGCCGUACCACGCCAACAUGCAGCCUGCAGACAAAUCUCUGGUUCAUCAACGAUGGUCCACCAAAAAGAUUCAGGUUGUCGUUGCCACUGUGGCGUUUGGGAUGGGCAUUGACAAGGCUGAUGUGCGAUUUGUUAUCCAUCACACAAUUAGCAAGUCCAUUGAAAAUUACUAUCAGGAGAGUGGACGUGCAGGGAGGGAUGACGGUCCAGCUGACUGCAUUGUGUUCUAUGGGUUUUCAGACAUCUUCAGAAUAAGCACAAUGGUUGUGAUGGAGAACACUGGGCAGCAGAAGCUACAGAAUAUGGUGGCUUAUUGUCAAAAUGUGGACAGGUGUCGGCGUGCUAUGAUGGCAAUUCAUUUUGAUGAAGUUUGGAAUGAUGACGAGUGCAACAAAAUGUGUGAUGUGUGUCGUCAUGGCAACGACUACAUCACAAUGGACAUCACCAAGCAUGCACGUCAGGUUGUUGAGAUAGUAGAGCUGGCCAGAUCUAUGGAAGAAAAGUUGACCCCUCUGAAAAUCUGCGAUGCUUGGAUGGGGAAGGGGCCUGCUAAGCACCGCAAAACUACAAAGAUCACAUCCCUGUCACGCUUGGAGAUGGAGUGCGUUAUCAUUCACCUCUUGUUGCAUGGAUACUUCAGUGAGGACUUUAGCUUCACUCCCUACACAACCCACUUCUACCUGAAGCUGGGGCGUAAAGCAGCUCUCCUGAAAAACGACAGUCACUCCAUCACUAUGAAGAUGAAGAGGAGAGUGCCGUCACACAGCACAGAUGUUCAUUUAGAAGGUGAGUCUCAAGAGGAAGUAGAGACGGCCUUGACUGCCAUUAAGAGACUUGACAAAACUAAAAUCCACAAGGACCACCACAACAUGGAGAAGAGGCUUGCUCAGAGCCAGAUAGACGAUCUUGCUUCAGAAGCGAGUGAAUUUGUAAAGCAAACCUCAGUGUUUGAUGUUGAGGUCAAUGUAGUCCAACACAACAGUGUGACUGAAGAAGAAGAAGAAACUAACAAAGGUCUUCAGAACACCCCUAAACAACAAUCAACAUCAAGAAGGCAAAAACCACUUACUACUAAAUCAAACUGCACUGCCAAUGCUGAGCAGCCAAAACCAGAUCUGAUGAGCACACCUUCAGAGAUCUCCAUUACAUCCGCAGCAGCUGUGGAGGAGUUACACCAUCUCCGAAGUUAUUAUAGAAAACAAUUAAGAAGGAUCAACUACGUUUCCCAUGAGCACUUGCAAAGCUCCCAGCCUGGAAUGCUGACAUGUAUGAUGGAGCCCUUCAAAAGCAUUCAGUUCCCAUCAAGGACAACCAUAACCAGAGGUGCAAGAAAUCUAUGGACUCGUGUUAGUAUGAGAAGAAAGCUCAUACAGUGAUUGUGUUCUGAAUGUUUGUUGUUUAGGCCUAACCUACAUUUUUUAUUUUUAUACUCAUUAUGUUUUACUUAAUUCGGUGAUUAAUGUUGCUAGAGGCACUUUUAGACCUCUUUUUGUUUAUUAAAAAGUCCUUUCCAAUAUUUUAUUCACAAACACUUAAAACGGUCUCUCAACUUUUUCUUUUUUUUUUUUUUUCCUUUUCUCCCAAUUUUAUAUUUAGCAUAUUUAAUCAUCCAGAACUAUUUUAGGAAUGUAAAAGUCAAGCAUUGGGCAAAACCAAUCAGUGUCAUAUGUAAUAAACCGGCGUCACUAUUUGUAGCCUAUUAUUUUCUCCCUGUUUAAUUAGCUAGUUUUUAUUUGUAAAAGAAAACAUACUUUUUCACUGCUGUAAUUGCAAAGUGCUUACAGAAUCACCUGCUACAAUUGCUUCAGGGAUGUGUUUUGCUGCUGUAUUGUUUACAUCACAUUAUAUAUCAACAUACAGAAUAUGUAUGUUAUGUUUAAUUUGGCUUUGGGGUUAGUUUGUUGCACAGAAAUAUAGAGAACAUUUGAAACAAAUAUGACUCAUGUUUGUGU